This is a messenger RNA of Panicum virgatum (switchgrass), 1362 nucleotides long. RefSeq names its product NEP1-interacting protein-like 2. The record is from RefSeq and is a predicted model, not a curated record. The transcript is spliced from 5 exons. Bases 16 to 1080 code for a protein of 354 amino acids. Lineage: Eukaryota; Viridiplantae; Streptophyta; Magnoliopsida; Poales; Poaceae.
UUCUAAGGAAAAGAAAUGCUUAGCUGCUUCAAAAUUCCAGUUGCGUGUAGAUUCAAAGAUCUCCGGCAUCAUUAUAUAUAUAAAAAAAGAUCUCCUGCAUCGCAGCCCUUGCACGGCAGAUGUUACUUGCAAUUCUGCGCAAUUUUCCCGAAACAGGGACCCGAGGAGGGAGGAGAACAAACACGCGGCACAGCCAGCGGCCUGGAGCCGAGAGGCCGCAGCCCGCAGCUCAUUUUCAGGCUGCGUCCCCCCUCCCUCCCUCCCACCCGCUCUCUUCCCGGCGAGCCCCUCCUCCACGCGUCUACCAACCACCAGUCCACCACGCGCGCGAUCGGGCUGGCUGAAUUGCUGCGUGCGGCGGGGAGGUGGGGAGCCGGCCACCGUGCCGUGAAGACGACGCCGCGCCAUGGAGGUGCCGCCGCUGCCAGCGGCGGCUGCGGCGGCGGAGGAGGAGCGGCGCGGCGCGGCGACGGGGUCGUGCCUCCCCAGGCUGGUCUCCGGCGUCCUCUCGGGGGCCCUCACCGGCCUCUUCGCCCUGGAGGCCUGACGGGGGCGUUCACCGGCGCAUUGGCGGGGAGGGCCUCCGACAGCGGCGUCCUCCGGGGAGCCGGGCUGGGGGCGUUUGCGGGGGCGGUGCUCUCCAUCGAGGUUCUGGAGGCUUCGCGCGCGUACUGGAGCGCGGACCGAUCGAGCCCGCAGAGCACAUCCUCCAUGGGCGAUUUCAUAGAGCAGCUCCUUCAUGCUCGAUUUGUGCAAGACCAGUAUGAGCCAUCGGCUUAUAUGGCUUAUCGUUGGCAGGUUGGUAUUGCAGACAAUGAUGAUCUGUUCGACGUCCUUGAAGAGGUUUUAUCUGAAGGGCUCUCACAAGAUACCCUAAAGAAGUUACCACAUCACGUGGUGACUGAUCAGAAGCAAGAACCGAUUGGUGAAAACUUGUCUUGCCCUAUUUGCCUCCAGGAUAUUGUUGCCGGAGAGACAGUGAGGAAGUUGCCGAGGUGUUCUCACACUUUCCACCAGCCUUGCGUGGACAGAUGGUUCACUGACCACGGUUCAUGCCCUGUAUGUAGGCAAGAUGUGUAGGUAGAUUGUGUUCGGCUCCGUGUUCUCAUGCCUUUGUAAAGUGCCUACUGGCUUCAUGUAGAAAGAAUCAUACGUAGACGUAGUGGUGUAAACUAAGCCCUACAACUUGUUUGUAUCGUGAAAAUUGGUCGUAUACAUACAUCAGAGAUUGCGAGGUUCGUGUUUUUUCUAGCCACAUUUUUCAUCUUGGCCAUGUAAAACUGGAGAGCUUCUUUUGCCGUCCUAUUCUACAUGUCUAUCGCAAUAUAACGCUGAAUUGUAAUGCAUUACAGUUUACAGGUU